CGGGUGUACGUGAACAGCUCCUCUGAGAACCUCGAUUUCCCGGUCCUCGUUGUCGUUCGCCAGCAGAAAGGGGUGCUGUCCUGGCAGGUGCCCCUGCUCUUCCAAGGACUAUACCAGAGGAGCUACAACUACCAGGAAGUGAGCCGCACCUUAUGUCCCUUGGAAGCGACCAAUGACACAGGACCUUUGCAGCAGCUGAUCUUUGUAGAUGUGGCAUCCAUGGCGCCCCUGGGGGCUCAGUACAAACUGCUGGUCACCAAGAUCAAACACUUUCAACUCCGGACAAACGUUGCCUUUCGUUUCACUGCCAGCCCCUCCCAACCUCAGUAUUUUCUAUAUAAGUUUCCUAAAGAUGUGGACUCUGUUAUCAUUAAAGUAGUAUCGCAGAUGACUUAUCCGUGUUCUGUGGUCUCCGUCCAGAAUAUCAUGUGCCCAGUGUAUGAUCUCGACCACAACGUGGAAUUUGAUGGUGUCUAUCAGUCCAUGACCAAAAAAGCUGCUAUCACACUACAGAAGAAGGAUUUUCCAGGAGAGCAAUUCUUCGUGGUGUUUGUCAUAAAGCCUGAAGAUUAUGCCUGUGGAGGCUCUUUCUUCAUCCAGGAAAAGGAGAACCAGACCUGGAAUCUACAACGAACAAAGAACCUUAAAGUGACCAUUGUUCCUUCCAUCAAAGAAUCCGUUUAUGUGAAAUCCAUUCUCCUCAGUUUCCUCAUCUUCUUCUCCCUCUACUUGGGCUGCCUGCUUGUUGCAUUUGUCCAUUAUGUCAGGUUUCAGAGAAAAUCCGUCCAUGGAAGCUUUGGUUCUAAUGAUGACUCUGGAAAUAUGGUGGUAUCCCAUCCCAUUGCUGCUACCACACCGGAAGGGAGCAACUAUGGAGCAAUAGACGAGUCCAGCUCCGGCCCCGGCAAGCAGGUGUCCUCCUCCUCCUCCGAUGGCGGCGGUGGCGGCGGGCAGCCCUGCCAGUCCGACACUGACAGCUCCGUAGAUGAGAGUGAUUUCGACACCAUGCCAGAUAUUGAGAGUGAUAAAAAUGUCAUUCGGACCAAGAUGUUCCUUUACCUGUCGGAUUUGUCCAGGAAGGACCGAAGAAUUGUCAGCAAGAAAUAUAAGAUUUAUUUUUGGAACAUCAUCACCAUCGCUGUGUUUUAUGCACUGCCUGUAAUCCAGCUGGUUAUCACUUACCAGACAGUGGUGAACGUCACGGGCAACCAGGACAUCUGCUAUUACAACUUCCUGUGUGCUCACCCCUUGGGUGUCCUGAGCGCCUUCAACAACAUUCUCAGCAACCUGGGCCACGUGCUUCUGGGCUUCCUCUUCCUGCUGAUCGUUUUACGGCGGGACAUUCUUCACCGAAGAGCCCUGGAAGCCAAGGAUAUCUUUGCAAUGGAGUACGGGAUCCCCAAACACUUUGGUCUCUUCUAUGCGAUGGGCAUUGCAUUGAUGAUGGAAGGGGUGCUCAGUGCUUGUUACCAUGUCUGCCCUAAUUACUCCAACUUCCAAUUCGACACUUCCUUCAUGUACAUGAUUGCCGGCCUCUGCAUGCUGAAGCUCUACCAGACCCGCCACCCCGACAUCAAUGCCAGCGCCUACUCUGCCUACGCCUCCUUCGCUGUGGUCACCAUGCUCACCGUCCUCGGAGUGGUUUUCGGAAAAAAUGACAUGUGGUUCUGGGUCAUCUUCUCUAUGAUACAUGUUCUGGCUUCUUUGGCUCUCAGCACCCAGAUCUACUACCUGGGUCGUUUCAAGAUCGAUGUGUCUGACACAGCAGAUCUGGGGAUAUUCCGGCGGGCCGCGACGGUGCUGUACACGGACUGCAUCCAGCAGUGGAGCCGGCCCCUCUACAUGGACAGAAUGGUGCUGCUCGUUGUUGGGAAUCUGGUCAACUGGUCUUUUGCCCUCUUUGGACUGAUAUAUCGACCCAGGGACUUUGCUUCCUACAUGCUGGGCAUCUUCAUCUGCAACCUGCUGCUCUACCUGGCCUUCUACAUCAUCAUGAAGCUCCGCAGCGCAGAGAAGGUCCUCCUGGUGCCGCUCUUCUGCAUCGUGGCCACCGCCGUGGUGUGGUCUGCCGCCCUCUACUUUUUCUUCCAGAAUCUCAGCAGCUGGGAGGGCACCCCAGCAGAAUCCCGAGAGAAGAACAGAGAGUGCAUCCUCCUGGAUUUCUUUGAUGACCACGACAUCUGGCACUUCCUCUCUGCUACUGCCCUGUUUUUCUCCUUCUUGGUUCUGUUAACUCUGGAUGAUGACCUGGACGUGGUUCGGAGAGACCAGAUCCCCGUCUUCUGAGCCUCCAGCAAGUGUUAAGAUGGGGAGAGGGGGCAAUCACCCUCGGUGCUGUUUUCACAAAGAAUCCACUACUGCAGCAGCGUCACCACCACCCAAUGCCCCACUCACCCUCUUAGAGGCAAAUCUGCUUGCAUUCACCCAGGAAGAAGAAGAAGAGCUGAAGGGAGACUCAAACUUGCAAGGGGAGAGGCAGGCACUGGACAGAGACAAGCCCCAAAGAGCCAAGGCACAUCCCACCCCCUCUCAUCCAUAGCUGGCGGGGUUGCAGCUGGCCAGACGCUGCACCAAAGUCAGUGCGCUCUCCUGGACUUGCCAGGUUUGGCGGAAGGAUGCUACGCUCUUCCCUCCUGCUGCCUCUGUGCCCAGAAAGGAGAGUCACUCUGAGUUCCUCCUGAGAGACGUUCCUUUGGCCCCUGGGCACCUUUGCAACACCACCUGCUGCUUUAGACACCCUAAAGCAGGAGUGGGGGGGGGGCCCUCCGCAUGUGGCGGAGAGAUGAGCGCAAGGUGCCACCCACUUGAGGUAGAUGCGCCAGCCCCAGCAGCUAGUCACCUCCUCAGAAGAACGGGGUGCUUCCCCAGACUCCUGGCCCAAGAGGAGGACACAGGAUUGGGCUUUGACACAGGCUCCUCUUUUCAGGCUCCUGGGACCAAAGCCUAGUCCUUCGUGUCUGUAUCUCACGGUUGUGUGUUGGCCCCAUCACUCGGGCUCGCCCUUCUUGGGAAGGCUUUGUUUCUCCACAGACUUCUGGUCAGCUCCGCGGAAAGGCAGGUGCGGGGAAGAACAAGAGAAAUGGUCUCCUGAGAGCUCGGUACCAUCAGCGUCGAACAAACAGACCUCAACCUAUGGACCUAGCAUUCUGGAGACGAUUCCGUGAAGGAGGAAGUGCUGACUCAGUUCUCCAACUCACUCGGCACAAUUCUGGGCCCACGGCACCCUUGGGAAAGAAAUGUGCAUUCCAACCAGGGGUGUUUCACUAGGGGCCUCUGGAGCUGAGCCCUUUUCUAUCAUUGUGUGCAUAAGGGGUCCUGGGGAUUCUUCCUGGAGUUUUCAGAAAUAACGUUCAACAGGUGAGAGCAUCCACUCCUCUCUGGUGGCAAAGAGCCCGGUUGAGCUGGCACUUUUACCGUGGUGGCUGCCGCUGCUCCUUGGCUCCCUGGUGAGACGCUCCGUGUCCCAGGUGCAUUCCCACUGCCUGGCCGCUCUGCCGCCGCGUUAGACUGUGUUCUCUUAGCCCGUGCGUCUGAAGUAGUCAGAGAACCCUCACCCGGCUCUGCACACACCGACAGCACCGCUUGAGAAACCAAGGUCACCUCCCACUGAUGACAUCGUCCUAUUCGAAAACGCCUGUGGGAGGUCUGUCUGAAUCACAAGCUCUCCCAGAUUUUGAAAAUGGAGAGAGAGGCUCUCAAUGACGUAUGAGGGGCCUUCAAAAAGUUGCCAAGGGGGAAAUGAAUUGAAAGAUCAUGGAAUGUUUGCAGGAACUUUUUGAAGCCCCCUCAGGUUUUAUGAUUUUUCUUUCCUAAAAUGUCUCAGAUUUGUAAUGGGCCUCCUGAUAGUCUCACUCCUUAAAAAUGGUUGACCACCACUAAGCCAUACAAAGGCAACUAACUGGCGAAGCAAACAGUGGGGGGAAAUUCUAAGCCUAUUCAACUCUGGCUGACUUGACAUCCUCCUUUGGAUUUUAAUGCACUAGUGGUUUCAGUAAGGAGUAUCAUAGAGGUUAGGCACUGGGCUGCUAACCGCAAGGUCAGCUGUUCAAAACCACCAGCCACUGCUUGGGAGAAAGACAGGGCAU
Molecule: messenger RNA, 4085 nt
Organism: Echinops telfairi (small Madagascar hedgehog)
Lineage: Eukaryota; Metazoa; Chordata; Mammalia; Afrosoricida; Tenrecidae
Gene: SIDT1
Product: SID1 transmembrane family member 1
Exons: 25
Coding region: 220-2286 (688 amino acids)
Cellular component (GO): membrane
Source: RefSeq, a predicted model, not a curated record